AUGGCUUCAGAAUCUGUUCACAGCAUUCAUCUUCCCGCCCCCAAGGCAGUUUCGCCGUUCAUCAGGACAGCUCGCUGGGGUCUUUUGUUUGCUGGAAUCCUAUAUGGAGCUCUUCGCCUGAAGUAUCUGCAGGUGCGGGAGGUGAAAAUCCAAAAGAAAAAUCAUGCCAUCAUAGCUAAGAGGAAGGCGGACCAUGAUAUGUGGUGCCGAUACCAGUCUGAACAAUCAAUGCAGCAGCUACUAAAGGAAGCCGGCCUCGAUAAAGAAUAG
Molecule: messenger RNA, 270 nt
Organism: Dibothriocephalus latus
Lineage: Eukaryota; Metazoa; Platyhelminthes; Cestoda; Diphyllobothriidea; Diphyllobothriidae
Source: the annotation of a GenBank genome assembly